AUGAUGAUCACAAAUCUUGUCAGUAUUUUGCUAUUCACCUUGAGUAUUGCCUCCAAUUUUGCCACUAAAACAGCUCCAUGCAAUAAGAUUCUAUCAGUUAAUUUAGAGAAUGGCACAAGUUUAGCGAACGGUUCUAUUCUUUUUGAUGGACUGACUAUCCCACCAUAUGCCCAGUACAGCUUGGACGGACAGCUUUUUGGCUGCCCUUGCAUGGUUAAACAUUGUAUAAGGAGAUGUUGUAAGCCAGGACUAUUUGAGGACCGAGGAUGUCAUGAACCGUGGGGCCAGAGCUAUGGUAUUAAAGUGCCACCGAUUCCAGAGGAAUUCUUGCACCCCUCUAUAAAAAACUUUGACGACCAUUUUUACGUUAUUUAUGAAAGGGAAUGUAUCGCUGACAACGCUUUCAUUCUGUGGAUAACUGGACCUAAAAAGAGUUAUAACGAGCACUUUAAUGUUUCUUUAACUGGCUCGCUAUCUCACUACAAUGAGAGGAAUAAUCAGACCUCAUUUUUUCUGUACAGUCAGGAGCAGUAUUGUCUUGCAUGGUCAGAGGCUUACAAUAUCACAAAAAUUCGAGCCUGCACCAACCUUGAAGAGUACCAGUCCAUUGUAAUUGACAACAUGCUACGCUGGUCUAUGGGCAUAUCCAACUGGUUUUCUGCCUUCUUCUGUUUGCUUACAUUUCUCAUAUACUCCCUCUUCGAGGAUUUGAGAAAUUUACAUGGCAAGACUCUUAUGUGCUAUGUUAUGUGCCUGGCUAUUGCUGAUGUGCUAGUACCAUUUAUUCGCAACAACGAGCUGCAGAAUGCUCUUUUCGAUGAUACAAGCUGUCAAGUAAUGGGUAUGAUUUAA
This is a messenger RNA of Copidosoma floridanum, 852 nucleotides long. Its product is annotated as G-protein coupled receptor Mth-like. The record is from RefSeq and is a predicted model, not a curated record. Lineage: Eukaryota; Metazoa; Arthropoda; Insecta; Hymenoptera; Encyrtidae.